AUGCACGACUAUCAAAGCCUGAUCAGACACAAAUUAUCUGUUGCCAACCAUCGCCUGCAAAAGCUUAUAUCUUUAGGAAUUAGCACUGUUGGAUGGAUUUUAUGGAUAGGCGGAACCUCAAUCGUAACACUAGUGGGACCAGUAAUGUUUCACUACGAUCGUGAAUGCCAGCUUCUCGAAAUGCAGCAACAAAUUAUACAGGCCCAACAAGCUGCCACGACACCCAUUCUUAAUUAG
Messenger RNA from Babesia microti strain RI, 237 nucleotides. Its product is annotated as mitochondrial import receptor subunit TOM22, putative (TOM22). Bases 1 to 237 code for a protein of 78 amino acids. The transcript has a single exon. The record is from RefSeq and is a predicted model, not a curated record. NCBI's taxonomy places the organism in Eukaryota, Apicomplexa, Aconoidasida, Piroplasmida, Babesiidae.